Drosophila biarmipes is the source of this 1200-nucleotide messenger RNA. It is a transcript of the gene Gr59e, whose product is annotated as putative gustatory receptor 59e. The coding region runs from base 1 to 1200 and encodes 399 amino acids. The record is from RefSeq and is a predicted model, not a curated record. The transcript has 3 exons. NCBI's taxonomy places the organism in Eukaryota, Metazoa, Arthropoda, Insecta, Diptera, Drosophilidae. Gene Ontology annotation, cellular component: membrane. Gene Ontology annotation, biological process: sensory perception of taste.
AUGGACAGUUCGUGCUGGGAGAAUCUCCUGCUGACCCUCAGCCGAAUUCUGGGUGUAUUUCCCAGUGGGAGAAGGGGCCUUCUAAGCUGGAUCCACUCCCUUUGGUGCCUGUUUCUACUCCUAUACGUGUGGGUAGGAAGCGUGUGCAAGUGUGUGGAGUUCCGAGGGGACAUGCCCAUCAUCGAGAAACUACUCUACCUGAUGGAGUUUCCGGGAAACAUGUCGACCAUUGCCAUCCUGGCGUACUAUGCUGUAGCAAGUUCUCGCAGUUAUCAUGAACUGGAGCUGCAGAUUCAUCGACUGAUUAAAGGACUCGAAGGCGAAGCCAUACGUAUUGUCUAUAAGAAACAGGGGCAGAGAGCCCUUCGUCUAAUGGUAAUGGUCAUAGUUUUCCAUGGCUUGUGUGCUGUGGUGGACAUAGUCACCUCCAAGUUUGAGUUUUGGACCACUUUCUAUAGCAACAGUGUCUAUAACCUGCCUGCUCUAAUGAUGAGUCUGGGGGUGCUCCAAUACGCCCUUCCUGUACACCAGCUUUGUCUUUUGCUGGAGCAGAUGAGGGCGUCCCUUGAGGAUCUGAAGUUGCGGCAGAGGCCUUCGAGGGAUAUAACCAAACUGGAUGCCGGAUAUGAGUCGGCCUUUGCUGUCCUGGUGGACGCAGGAGGAGCAUCUUUCCUGCUCGUCGAGGAGAUGCGAUCAGCCUGCAAUCUCAUUGAGCUCACCCACAAGCAGUUACUGACCCGAUUCGGACCUUUUCUGCUCCUUAACUUGGUCAACUCGUUGAUUAGCUUUUGUGUGGAGCUCUACUUGCUGUUCAACUUCUUCGAGAAUCCCCUAUGGGAAGAGUCCUUGCUGCUCAUCUACCGCCUGCUUUGGUUGCUCCUCCAUGGAGGUCGUAUCUGGUUUAUCCUGGCGGUGAACGAGCAGAUCCUGGAACAGAAAUGUAACCUCUGCCAGCUGCUCAACGAACUGGAGGUGUGCAGCUCCCAUCUGGAAAGGACCCUUAAUCGCUUCCUGCUGCAACUCCAGGCCAGCAUUGAGCAACCCCCGGCAGCCUGUGGAAUCGUGACAUUGGACACUCUUUCCUUGGGAGGGUUUAUCGGGGUUCUGAUGGCCAUUGUCAUUUUCCUCAUUCAAAUCGGCCUGGGCAAUAAAUCGCUAAUGGGUGUCGCCCUCAACAGAUCCAACUGGGUUUACGUUUGA